CAAGUUUAAUCUUCCUUCCCCAUAUCUUGUAAUUGAAAAUGAAUUUAAAUUUGGUCUACCUUUUUCAAGCGGCCGGCAUUCUGGCUCCUAGCAUGAGCGCUGGUGCCAUUGGUUAUAUUUCUGCUCAAGUGGUUCCUCUUAUUUUAUUAGCACCUGCAGACAUUGGACUUGUUCAAUUUAAAUAUAUGUAUACGCUUGGCAAACGAACUUUCCCUUUUAUUGCUAUCGGAAGUACGGUAGUCCAAGGAUGUUUGGCCUAUUGGGAAAGACGGCGUAGUGUCUUGUCUUCCAACCUAUACAUUAUAUCUGGAACAUGUAGUGCGCUCAUUGUUAUUUACAUUCUAAUGUUCAUGAAGAAUACCAAUAGCACACUGCUUAGUAUGAAUCCAGACAAAGUUUUGAGGUCUACAGACGCAACGGAGACUUUUCGGAAAUUGCUUAAUAAAUGGAGCAUGAAAAGUUUGUUCCGAAGUGUUUUAUUGUGCACUUCUGCGCUUGCCUCUUUCGCUGGAACCUUUCUAUUUUAAUCCAUGUUUCUCUUAACCUUUCAUAUUUCAUCUUGCUUUUACGAAUCUUUAGUCCAUACUUAGUUUAGGUAAAGAAGGAUUUAAUGUUUCAAUCAAUAAUAUAACGGAUAUUUUAAGUAAAACAUCGCAGUUUCUUGUCGUUGUUAUCGUUGCUGGAUACAGAAAAAGCGUUCAAUAAAGUACCAAUUUUCACUGCUUUUUUCUUUUAAAAUAAUAGAUUAACAAAAUAUGAUUUAAC
Messenger RNA from Schizosaccharomyces cryophilus OY26, 765 nucleotides. Its product is annotated as DUF1772 family protein. The transcript has a single exon. The record is from RefSeq and is a predicted model, not a curated record. Bases 39 to 527 code for a protein of 162 amino acids. NCBI's taxonomy places the organism in Eukaryota, Fungi, Ascomycota, Schizosaccharomycetes, Schizosaccharomycetales, Schizosaccharomycetaceae.